AUGAACAGAUUAUUAGUAGUAUUAGUUGUAGCUCUCUUUGUAGCUAUUGCUUCUGCAAAUGAGUUUGCUCGUAUUCGUCAACCAGCACCUAAAUUCCAAGCACAAGCUAUCGUCGAUGGCAAGAUCAAGACUAUUUCAUUAGAUGAUUACAAAGGAAAAUAUGUUUAUUUGUUCUUCUAUCCACUCGAUUUCACUUUUGUCUGUCCAACAGAGAUUUCAUCGAUUUCAGAAAGAAUUGAAGAGUUUAGAAAGAUUGGAUGUGAAGUAUUGGGUGUCAGUGUUGACUCUGUUUACACUCAUUUGGCAUGGACAAACACUCCACGUAAGCAAGGUGGUUUGGGUAGUGUCAGCUUUCCUCUCGUCUCUGAUUUGACUCAUCAAAUCUCCAAAGACUAUGGUACAUACAUGCCUGAAGAUGGUCAUUCUAUCAGAGGCUCUUUCAUCAUUGGUACUGAUGGUGUGAUCAAACAAAUAACUUUGAAUGAUGCUCAAGUUGGACGUUCAGUUGAUGAAGCUCUUCGUUUGAUUAAGGCUUUCCAAUACACUGACAAGCAUGUUGGUGAAGUAUGCCCAGUAAACUGGAAGGAGGGUGAUGCUUCAAUGAUUGCUGAUCCAGUUCGUUCCCUCGACUAUUUCAAGGCUGUCAACUAUGACCAAAAACAAGUUGUAGUACAAGUAGAAAUUUCAAUAUACUAUAAAUUUGGCAAAACUGCAUUGUACAGAGUUGAUGUGAGGUUACGAUUAUUGUUUCUGUUUGCAAUUCGAAUUUACCAUAUCCCAUUAAUGUUGUUCCCACAUUAUUUAACUUUAAUGGAUGGUCCAACAGUUUACAAUUUGUUUAAUCCUCCUCCUCCUUUCUUCAUCGCUAUCUUUUUGAUUACCGUUGUACCAGCUACCUUACCAUAUGGAGAUAAUUAA
Cavenderia fasciculata is the source of this 918-nucleotide messenger RNA. RefSeq lists its product as uncharacterized. Gene Ontology annotation, cellular component: cytosol. NCBI's taxonomy places the organism in Eukaryota, Evosea, Eumycetozoa, Acytosteliales, Cavenderiaceae. The coding region runs from base 1 to 918 and encodes 305 amino acids. Gene Ontology annotation, molecular function: thioredoxin peroxidase activity. Gene Ontology annotation, biological process: cellular response to stress; response to oxidative stress; cell redox homeostasis. The transcript is spliced from 7 exons. The record is from RefSeq and is a predicted model, not a curated record.